AUGGCCCCAAAUGAAACCAAUCAGUACAUGGGAAUUGUCUGGUUACUUCAGCAUUUUCAUUGGACAUGGGUUGGGCUCUUUGCUAUGGAUGAUGACAAUGGAGAACACUUCCUCCAAACCAUGGAGCACUUGCUUUCCCAAAAUAAGAUCUGUUCCGCCUUCAAAGCAAGAAUCCCACAAGAUUCUCAUUGGGAUAAACUGGAUGACAUUUUCCUUACAUUCUCAAAUUUUUAUAAACAUUUUGGCGAUAAGAAAGCCAAGGCAUUCAUCAUCAGUGGAGAAGCUCUGACGACAGCAUGGCUUAGAACAUCUUUGUGGCUGGGAGACAAUGAAGUCAUAACUACUGGGAAAGUGUGGAUUAUGACAUCUCAGGUUAAUUUUGUCUCAGCAAGUGUUCACAGGGGCUUGGAUUUCCAGAUGUUCCAUGGGGCCAUUUCCUUUACAAUUCAUGCAAAAGAUGUUAAAGGGUUUAAGGAAUUCCUUCACACUGUAAAACCUCAUUGGACUCAGGGUGACGGUUUCAUCCAUGAUUUCUGGGAGCAAGCAUUUGACUGUGAAUUUCCAAAUUCAGGGCAGUCAGUGAGUUCUGAUGGGAUGUGUACUGGUGAGGAGAAGUUGGACAGUCUUCCUGGGCCUCUUUUUGAAUUGCUCAUGACUGGUCACAGCUACCUUAUCUAUAAUGCAGUCUAUGCUGUGGCUCAUGCUUUGCAUGUCAGGGGCACAACUAGACUCAAGCACAGAACAAUGGUGAAGCACAGAGUGGUUGAUCACCAAGAUGUUCUGUCUUGGCAGCUUCAUAAAUUUCUUCAAGUCAUUUCAUUUAAUAACUCAGCUGGAGAAACAGUGUCCUUGAACAAUGAAUUGGAAAUGGGAAGUGGAUUUGAUAUAUAUAACAUCGUCACGUUUCCAAAUACAUCUUUCCAGAGACUGAAAGUUGGAAGAGUGGAUCUCAGUGCACCUGAGGGAAAGGAAUUCACCAUAAAUGAUGAUAUAAUUGUUUGGCACCAUGGUUUCAAUCAGGUUUUGCCCCUUUCAUUGUGUAACAAUGGUUGUCAGCCUGGUACUCAGCAGAAAAGCAAGGAAGGGGAAGCAUUUUGCUGCUAUGAUUGUGUUCUGUGCCCAGAAGGGAAGAUUGCAAAUGGGACUGACAUGAAAGACUGUUCCAGAUGCCAAGAGGAUCACUAUCCAAACAAGCACAAAGAUGGUUGCAUCCCCAAAACCAUAAGCUUUCUGUCUUAUAACGAACCAUUAGGGAUGAGUUUAGCUUCAAUUGCUGCUUUAUUUUCCCUAAUCACCGUCUUGGUGUUAUGGAUUUUUAUUAAGCACAAAGAUACUCCCAUUGUCAAAGCCAAUAACAGAGACCUCACCUACAUUCUGCUAGUCUCCCUCCUCCUCUGCUUCCUUUCCUCUUACUUUUUCCUUGGCCAACCUGGGAAACUGACUUGCCUUCUUCGACAAUCGGCUUUUGCUGUCAUCUUCUCAGUAGCCGUUUCUUGCGUGUUGGCCAAAACCAUAACUGUGGUGAUUGCUUUCAUGGUCACCAAGCCAGGGUCAAAAAUACGGAAAUGGGUAAGGAAAAGAAUGACCAAUUCCAUUGUGCUUUGCUGCCCUCUUAUUCAAGCAGGAAUCUGUGUUGUCUGGCUAGGAACCUCUCCUCCAUUCCCUGAUUUGGACUUCAACUCAGCAACUGAAGAAAUCAUUGUGCAAUGUAAUGAAGGCUCCAUCAUCCUCUUUUACUGUGUCCUGAGCUAUAUGGGUCUCCUGGCUGUCUCCAGUUUCAUUGUGGCAUUUUUAGCCCGCAGAUUACCUGACAGUUUUAAUGAGGCCAAAUUCAUUUCCUUCAGCAUGCUGGCUUUUUGCAGUGUGUGGAUCUCCUUUGUCCCUACUUACUGGAGUUCAAGAGGAAAAGGCAUGGUGGCAGUGGAAAUCUUCUCCAUCUUGUCCUCCAGUACUGGGUUACUGGGUUGUAUCUUUGCCCCUAAAUGCUACAUCAUUAUUCUGAGGCCUGAGCUAAACAAGAAGGAACAUCUGAUAAGGAGGAAGAAUUAA
Sceloporus undulatus (fence lizard) is the source of this 2049-nucleotide messenger RNA. Its product is annotated as vomeronasal type-2 receptor 26-like. Bases 1 to 2049 code for a protein of 682 amino acids. NCBI's taxonomy places the organism in Eukaryota, Metazoa, Chordata, Lepidosauria, Squamata, Phrynosomatidae. The transcript has 4 exons. Gene Ontology annotation, cellular component: membrane. Gene Ontology annotation, biological process: G protein-coupled receptor signaling pathway. Gene Ontology annotation, molecular function: G protein-coupled receptor activity. The record is from RefSeq and is a predicted model, not a curated record.